CACCUUCCUAACCCUGGGCAGUGAGACAUGGGCGGAGGCGAGCACGCCUAGUGAGCCCAAAUCAAUGCCUUCCCAAGUCACAAACGGGGAAACCGAGGUAGGCACUCUCAGAGUGAAGCGGAACUUGGCCAUGAUCCCCGCGGAGAGUACACCGCCGCCCGGAUUCUCGCCCUCGGAAAAUCCUGCCCCUAGUCCUUCUAAGACCCCUUUCGUACUGCAGUAAAAAGGAACCGGCCUUUGCCACUGAGACCAAACUGAUAGGAGAACGGGCCUCUUUGCGUAGGUGGAGGGCCCUCCAGCCCUUCCUCGGCCUGAGCCUCGGUUUCCGUACUGCUGACCGAGGGGCGGGGCCUAGCUUGUGAGCACGCCCUCCCGGGUCGCUCCCGCCUUGGGGGUGGGGCUCUUCCCCCAGUGCCCUCCGGGGUAGUCGGGAUUCUCUCUCCCAGGCGUGGUAAGUAGGGGGCGGAGUCACGAGCGGGGCGGCCAGAAUCCCUGCCCCGUCCACCGCUGGCCUAGAGCUUCAGCCGGCGGCUCAUUUCCGGUGGGAGUGCCGCGCCCAGUGAGGGCCCGGAAGUGGGUCGCGCGGAGAUUGCUGGGCAGUUCUUGCCGGAAGUGGAGAGCGGCUGAUCGCAGUCCCGAGGUGAGACUCAAGUCUGAGGUGGUACAUUAUGGCUGACAUGCAAAAUCUGGUAGAAAGAUUGGAGAGGGCAGUGGGCCGCCUGGAGGCAGUAUCCCAUACCUCUGACAUGCACUGUGGGUAUGGAGACAGUUCAUCAAAAGGGGCAAUUCCAUAUGUGCAAGCAUUUGACUCACUGCUUGCUGGUCCUGUGGGAGAGUACUUGAAGAUCAGUAAAGAAAUUGGGGGAGACGUGCAGAAACAUGCGGAGAUGGUCCACACAGGUCUGAAGUUGGAGCGAGCACUCUUGGUUACAGCCUCUCAGUGUCAGCAGCCAGCAGGUAACAAGCUUUCUGAUUUGUUGGCACCCAUCUCAGAGCAGAUCCAAGAAGUGAUAACUUUUCGGGAGAAGAACCGAGGCAGCAAGUUGUUCAAUCACUUGUCAGCCGUCAGUGAAAGUAUCCAGGCCCUGGGCUGGGUGGCUAUGGCUCCCAAGCCUGGUCCCUAUGUGAAAGAAAUGAAUGAUGCUGCCAUGUUUUAUACAAACCGAGUCCUCAAGGAAUACAAAGAUGUGAAUAAGAAGCAUGUAGACUGGGUCAAAGCUUACUUGAGUAUAUGGACAGAGCUGCAGGGUUACAUUAAGGAGUUCCAUACCACUGGACUGUCCUGGAGCAAGACGGGGCCUGUGGCAAAAGAACUGAGUGGAUUACCAUCUGGCCCCUCUGUUGGAUCAGGCCCUCCUCCCCCACCGCCAGGACCACCUCCUCCCCCAGUCCCCACCAGUUCAGGCUCUGAUGAAGCUACAUCCCGUUCAGCAUUGUUUGCGCAGAUUAAUCAGGGGGAGACCAUCACACAUGCCCUAAAACAUGUAUCUGAUGACAUGAAGACUCACAAGAACCCUGCCUUGAAGGCUCAGAGUGGUCCGGUACGCAGUGGCCCCAAGCCAUUCUCUGCACCCAAACCCCAAACCAGCCCAUCCCCCAAACCAACCACAAAGAAGGAGCCAGCUCUACUUGAACUGGAAGGCAAGAAGUGGAGAGUGGAAAAUCAGGAGAAUGUUUCCAACCUGGUGAUUGAUGACACAGAGCUGAAACAGGUGGUUUACAUAUACAAAUGUGUCAACACCACAUUGCAAAUCAAGGGCAAAAUUAACUCCAUUACAGUAGAUAACUGUAAGAAACUUGGUCUGGUAUUUGAUGACGUGGUGGGCAUCGUGGAGAUAAUCAAUAGUAGGGAUGUCAAAGUUCAGGUAAUGGGUAAAGUGCCAACCAUUUCCAUCAACAAAACAGAUGGCUGCCAUGCUUACUUGAGCAAGAAUUCCCUGGAUUGUGAGAUAGUCAGUGCCAAAUCGUCUGAGAUGAACGUCCUCAUUCCAACGGAAAGUGGUGACUUUAAUGAGUUUCCAGUCCCUGAGCAGUUCAAGACCCUAUGGAAUGGGCAGAAGUUGGUCACCACAGUGACAGAAAUUGCUGGUUAAGCGAAGUGCCACUGGGUUCUUUGCCCUCUCCCUUCACACCAUGGGAUAAAUCUGUAUCAAGACAGUUCUUUUCUAGAUUUCCUCUACCUUUCUGCUCUUAAACUGCUUCUCUACUCUGAGAAGCACAGCUACCUGCCUUCACUGAAAUAUACCUCAGGCUGAGAUUUGAGGUGGGAUAGCAAGUCAGUUGAUCUUGUGCAGGAAGGUGCAACCUUUCCAUAUCAGUUCAAUCACACCACCAGUCCAUUCUUAAUGAACUGCGGAGCAGGACUGGUGCCUUUCAGCUUUUGGCUUUGUGGGUGUUAUUCUACCAACAGACAGUCCUUUGAGAAGAAUAAAACAGUCCUAGGAAUUAACAGAUCAGAAUGUUCACACUAGUUAAUCUUUUUUCUGACAAUGAGCAUGAGGGUAGUAGAAGCUGGCAUUGAUUCCAGACAGUUCUUCUAACCAAACUAACUUUUCAAUGUUGACAAGUGAAGGCAAAGGUAGAACCGGAUGAAAAGCCGAGGCUUGGCCAUCUGGCAUUCCAAGCGAAUCGUUCCCUAUAAGCAUUCCUUUUAUUCUGCAUUCCAUCCUGGUCUGUUUCAACCAUGAGAUAGGAGGUUCUUUGGUACUAGCUACUGUAGCAGUGCCCUUCAUCCAGGGCCAUUAAAGGUGUCUUGGACUCUUUCUUUCUCUGGGCUCCCUGCCUAGCACCUUCCUACCUUUCCCUAAAGAUGUCUUUAAGGGAAAAACAACACAUCACUCCAAGAUGUCUGGCAUUCCUUCCUCUUUACCUGCUAGGUGCCUGUCAUCUAUCUUCACUGCCUCCUUUUCUCUGUCAUGCUCAACAACUUAACAGCUUCUGUUCAGGCACCUGAACCAGAGGACUAAAACCUCCCCUGCAGACUGGUUUUAGGUCUCAGUUGAUGUAAGAAUCUUACACAGCAUUACUAAUAUAAAUUUCAGCCCCACCCCCACCCCCACCCCCACCCCGGACAAACAAUUACCAAAAUAUGCAACUUUUUUUGGUGGGAAGAGAGAUAGUCCUGUGAUUUAUACCCAUUUCCUGAGGCCUGGGGAAAUAAACCUUUAUGUACUUAAAGUUAUACAGAAAAUAGAAUAAAGUUAAUACCAAACUUG
Molecule: messenger RNA, 3215 nt
Organism: Nycticebus coucang (slow loris)
Lineage: Eukaryota; Metazoa; Chordata; Mammalia; Primates; Lorisidae
Gene: CAP1
Product: cyclase associated actin cytoskeleton regulatory protein 1
Exons: 13
Coding region: 669-2093 (474 amino acids)
Biological process (GO): cell morphogenesis; regulation of adenylate cyclase activity; cytoskeleton organization
Cellular component (GO): cytoplasm
Molecular function (GO): adenylate cyclase binding; actin binding
Source: RefSeq, a predicted model, not a curated record